UAAACAUUAUCAAACAAACAAAGCAACUGAUAUAAAAUCAAGUAUCGUGGGCUUUGCCAUUGCCACUUGCUAGUGUGUUCUGCCACGUUAUUCUUAUCUAUCUAACUGAUGGACAUUGUACGAGUGCGAACAUGUACCAUGAUCAUUGCACUAGAAGAGUUAAAAAGACUGCUCACUCCACUCGAACGACGACCUUUGAGAGUCGGGGGAGAACCGGGUUGCGAUUACAUACAUAGAUUAUUGAAUAUUCAUCCUGAUUUAUGUAGGGAGCAAUUAAGAUUGGAUAGAGACAUAUUUAUUAAACUAGUCCAAUACGUAGAGUAUAAAGGCUGGCUAUCGGAUGGUAGAUACAUAUCAGUCGCUGAGCAAAUUGGAAUUGCCUUAUAUAUAUUGGCUAAAGGGGCUUCAUACCGCACAACAGCUGAUAAGUUUCAGCAUGGUCUAGCGACAAUUAGCAAAUACUUUAGAAAAGUAUUACAAGCGCUGAUUAUGUUAUCCACGGAGAUUAUUAAACCUUUCCAAGACUUGAAUGAUGUUCCAGAUAAAAUAGCAAACGACUCAAAAUAUUGGCCAUUUUUUGAGCAUUGUGUUGGAGCCUUGGACGGGACCCUUAUUGAAGCAACUAUAUCAGAUGAAAAUGGUUUACCUUUCAGAGGACGCAAAGGGAAUAAAACAUGGAAUGUUUUGGCUUCAUGUUCGUUUGAUAGACUUUUCACAUUUGUCAAUGUGGGGUUCGAAGGUAGUGGCCAAGGCAUAACAGUAUGGAGUCAUAGUUUGUUUGAACCAAAAUUUAUGUUUCCACAUCCACCUCCAGGAAAAUACUAUUUGGUCGAUUCCGGAUAUCCUAACACUCUAGGAUACCUCAGUCCAAUAAAACAUGAUGAUAUUAGAUAUCAUAUGCCUCAGUUUCGUGUUGGUCCACCUCCUACAGGGAUGCCUGAACAUUUUAAUUACAGACACUCAUCCUUGCGUACGACAAUUGAGAGAUGCUUUGGAGUGCUAAAAAAUCAAUGGAAGAUAUUGAAAAAUAUGCCUAGUAUGGAGAUCAAAUAUCAGUUGGCUAUUAUGGUGUCAACAUUUACGCUUCAUAAUUUUAUUCGCCUACAUCAAUUAGGUAUCCAAAUAUCAAGUGGGGUUAACAUUGAACCAAGAAGUGAUACCAACAUGUUUAACAAAGAGCGCAAGAAUGAAAUGGAUAGAAUCCAACUAAAUAUAGCCAACGAUAUUUGGGCAUCAAUCCAAAGAGAAGCAGAAACAUCGUAGUUUUUGAUGUUUAAUUUGUAGCAUGUAAUGUAUGUAUAUUAUUAUUAGAU
Molecule: messenger RNA, 1313 nt
Organism: Amaranthus tricolor (Joseph's coat)
Lineage: Eukaryota; Viridiplantae; Streptophyta; Magnoliopsida; Caryophyllales; Amaranthaceae
Exons: 4
Coding region: 109-1263 (384 amino acids)
Source: RefSeq, a predicted model, not a curated record